AUGUGCAACACAAUCGAACCCUCUCGUCGCAAGUCCACAUGGUACCUGUCCACAGGAAUGCAUAGCUUGGACACACGGACGCACACCCCGGCACAGCCCCGCCCCCCCCCCCCAGGCACCGGGACACACAAGGACACACGGGGACACGUGGGGACACGCGGGGACACAGGCUGUGGGGAGCGACGAAGGCAUUGCACAAAGACGGGUGACCGGUGUCACACCACGGGGGGAGCGUCCCCACGCCGUGUCCCCGUGGGUAACGGGGCGCCACCGCCGGCACAGGUCCCCAGCCCUGCCCAUGUGUCCCCCUGUCCCCAGCCCCUCUCCUGCAAGACCUCCUGCCAGGCCACGCUGGCCACCGCGUUACCGCAUCACCGUGUCACCACGCCACCGCACCACCACGCCACUGCAUCACCGCGUCCCCGUGUCACCGCGUCACCGUGUCACCGCGUCACCCCGUCACCGCAUCACCCGUCCCCAAGGCGCGACCACGGCACGGAGCAUCGGACCGGGAGCCACAAGACAGUGAGCGCGGCCGCGGCCACGUCCCGCAGGCGCCGUCAGGACGCGUUCACCCGAGGGCCACCGCCACCCCCCCGGCCCCCCGAGAGCCUGCAUGGGGGUCCCGGGGGGGAGGAGGGCAGCGCGGGGGGGUUUGUUCUUUUCUACUCACAUAGAGGCAAGAAUGAAAGAGUAAAGACAACUUUGCAUAAACAGCCCUCUGGCGAGCGGGGCUGCGGCCCCGCUGCUGCUCCGGGAGCAUCGCUGUCACGAGCUGCGUCGGGUCUCGGGCUCGGUCUCGCCGCGGGGCCGGCCGGCGGGGCAAAUAGUGUUCGGUUUUUGUUUGUUUUUCUGGCAAAUCGGAUGUGGAUGCGUCGCCGGGGGGGGGGGAAGGUCCUUGUAGGGUGUUUUUUUUGUUUUUUGUUUUUGUUUUUUUUUUUUUCUGUGUGUGGGUUGUUGUUGUUGUUUUUUUUUUUUUUUUCCUUUUUAAAAAAGUUUGAACCUUUUCCUUCUUCCUUUCCCUCUCUCUUUCCUUCCUGGAUGGGUUUUGCUUGUCGUCGUCGUCGUUAG
Messenger RNA from Cygnus olor (mute swan), 1071 nucleotides. RefSeq names its product mucin-1-like. NCBI's taxonomy places the organism in Eukaryota, Metazoa, Chordata, Aves, Anseriformes, Anatidae. The transcript is spliced from 2 exons. Bases 1 to 1071 code for a protein of 356 amino acids. The record is from RefSeq and is a predicted model, not a curated record.